Messenger RNA from Lodderomyces orthopsilosis Co 90-125, 1110 nucleotides. It is a transcript of the gene IME2, whose product is annotated as protein kinase. Lineage: Eukaryota; Fungi; Ascomycota; Pichiomycetes; Serinales; Debaryomycetaceae. The transcript has a single exon. Gene Ontology annotation, molecular function: protein serine/threonine kinase activity; ATP binding. Gene Ontology annotation, cellular component: cytoplasm; nucleus. Gene Ontology annotation, biological process: protein phosphorylation; intracellular signal transduction. Bases 1 to 1110 code for a protein of 369 amino acids. The record is from RefSeq and is a predicted model, not a curated record.
AUGUCAAACAUAGCUCUUUCGUACUACAACGAUUCACCGCCAAAGCACGUCACAGUACAUUCAUAUCAACAAAGAUAUCAAAUAAUCAGCAACCUUGGAAAUGGAAGCUUCGGCACUGUUGAGCUAGCCAGGAUCAAAUUCCCCAAGGAAGAAUUGCUCUGCACGCACAUCCAUAAAUCAGGAACAUUGUUGUAUCCACUAGAUGAUUCUAAACGGAACACAUCAAAUCUUGUUGCUAUCAAGACUAUGAAGAAAAAGCUUCCAUCUUUGCAUGACUAUGCUAAAGUCAAAGAAAUUAAAUUCAUUUCAAGUGUUCCCUCGCAUCCCAAUUUAGUGCAGAUAUUUGAGAUUUUCAUUGACGAUUUGGACCAUCAAUUGCAUAUUACCAUGGAAGCGCUUAAUCAGAAUUUGUAUCAGCUAAUCAAGUCUCGGAAGGGGACCAGAUUUUCAUCAAUGACUUUAAGGAGCAUUUUGACCCAAUUAUUACAAGCUAUUAAGCAUAUCCAUCAUCACCAAUACUUUCAUCGUGAUGUCAAACCUGAAAAUAUUCUUGUUAUCCCAACCGCUCACUAUUAUGGAUCGAAAGAAUCGGUGCCAGCGUACAGACGAAAUGAUAACUUCCUCAUCAAGUUGGGGGACUAUGGUUUGGCUCGUCAUGUAAAUACCAUGAGACCGUAUACAGGCUAUGUGUCAACAAGGUGGUAUCGAUCUCCCGAAAUACUAUUGAGACAAAACAAGUAUGGCUGUGAGAUUGAUAUUUGGGCCUAUGGAACAGUCGCUGCGGAGAUUGUUAAUUUCGCCCCAUUGUUUCCUGGUGCUAAUGAAAUGGAUAUGCUUUGUAAAGUCAUUCAAACUUUAGGGAGCCCAACACUUCCAGGAAAAGUAGACCAAGAGUACUGUGUUCCAAUUGGGGGAUACUGGCCACAAGCUGCAAUUUUGAGUCAUGCUCUUGGACAUCUGUUACCAUUUGACCGAGGAUUUACACGUGCUCAAAUUCUUCCUGAUGCUGGACGUGAGUUAUGCGACGCGAUAAUGUCAUGUUUGCAAUGGGACCCUAUCCUGAGACCAACUGCUCAAGAGCUUGCAUGUUUUGAGUAUUUUUCUAAAUAA